Messenger RNA from Xenia sp. Carnegie-2017, 1113 nucleotides. Its product is annotated as succinate dehydrogenase [ubiquinone] iron-sulfur subunit, mitochondrial-like. Gene Ontology annotation, cellular component: mitochondrial membrane. Gene Ontology annotation, molecular function: 2 iron, 2 sulfur cluster binding; electron transfer activity. Bases 81 to 923 code for a protein of 280 amino acids. Gene Ontology annotation, biological process: tricarboxylic acid cycle; respiratory electron transport chain; aerobic respiration. The transcript has 10 exons. Lineage: Eukaryota; Metazoa; Cnidaria; Anthozoa; Malacalcyonacea; Xeniidae. The record is from RefSeq and is a predicted model, not a curated record.
ACUACUGCUAACAAAAGUUAUCGAAGGCUCGUAAUGAUAUAAUCAAUUACAUAAAUAACAUAAAUAUAAACAAUUGUAAAAUGGCGUCGAUUAGAGCACUUUCCAUUGGAAAAAAAUUGAUGAAACCAAAGAAACUACCGGUUAUUCAAGCAUUUACUUCAGCGUCGACACUCGCAAGCAGCGAAAAAAGAAUGAAGACAUUUUCCGUAUAUCGAUGGAAUCCAGAAAAAGAUGGUGAUAAACCUCGUAUGCAAGACUAUGAAGUUGACUUGGACAGUUGUGGUCCUAUGGUGCUUGAUGCUUUGAUUAAAAUCAAAAAUGAAAUUGAUCCAACUUUGACCUUUCGUCGAUCAUGUCGUGAAGGAAUUUGUGGAUCAUGUGCUAUGAACAUUGGUGGAAAGAACACAUUGGCAUGCAUCAGUCGCAUUGAUGAUACGUCCAAUAAAAAGGAAAAAAUCUACCCCCUGCCACACAUGUAUGUCAUUAAAGAUCUUGUUCCUGACAUGACCCAUUUCUAUGAACAAUAUCGUUCAAUAAAACCAUAUCUCAUGCGCAAAGAUGACUUGGAGGAAGGUAAAGAACAGCUUCUUCAAAGUGUGGAAGAUCGUACCAAAUUGGAUGGACUAUAUGAGUGCAUACUAUGUGCUUGUUGCACAACAUCAUGCCCAAGUUACUGGUGGCAUGGGGACAAAUAUCUUGGUCCAGCUGUCCUUAUGCAGGCAUACCGUUGGAUGAUUGAUAGCAGGGAUCAUUAUCAGAAUGAAAGAUUGGCAAUGCUUGAUAAUCAUCACAGUGUAUAUCCAUGUAAAACAAUCAUGAAUUGCACCAUGACGUGUCCUAAGGGGUUAAAUCCAGGUGAAGCUGUUGGCAAGAUCAAGACCAUGAUGGCAUCAUACGAGAAACCUAAGGAGGCUGCCAUUUAAUGCUUUAAAUAACAAAGAAACAGAUUACAUUGACAGUAUAAAGUUCAAUUCUUGUUUUCAUAACAAUAACAGUUCUAUGUUGAAUGUGAAAUACUACAAAUGGAAUACUUAAUCACUAUGUAUUUAUAACAGGAUAUAAUUUUGUGUAUUGUUAAGUUGAAUGAAAUAAAUUUUUUUCCAUUGAUGAUAA